Molecule: messenger RNA, 1664 nt
Organism: Merops nubicus (carmine bee-eater)
Lineage: Eukaryota; Metazoa; Chordata; Aves; Coraciiformes; Meropidae
Gene: GJA1
Product: gap junction protein, alpha 1, 43kDa
Exons: 2
Coding region: 264-1409 (381 amino acids)
Biological process (GO): heart development; cell-cell signaling
Cellular component (GO): connexin complex
Molecular function (GO): transmembrane transporter activity
Source: RefSeq, a predicted model, not a curated record
CCUCCUCUUUCUACCGUCAGAGGCUUGCAAACUUGUUAAAAGCUCUCCCAGUGUUCCAAGUUAGAAAAAACUUUUACAAGGUAUCAGCACUUUUCUUUCAUUAGUGGGGAAGGAAGGAUGAAAAAUACAAAACAGCCGUAGACUUUAAAGUUUCAAUAGACAGGUCUGAGUGCCUGAACGUGCUCUUCCAUUUUACUUUACCCUCCAAAGAAGUAUUCUGAUACAGUUUCACUGCUGAGCAGCAAGGCCAGCAUCUUGUGAAGAUGGGUGAUUGGAGUGCCUUGGGAAAACUUCUUGACAAGGUUCAAGCCUAUUCUACUGCAGGAGGGAAGGUGUGGCUGUCUGUCCUCUUUAUUUUCCGAAUCCUGCUACUGGGGACAGCAGUCGAAUCUGCCUGGGGAGAUGAACAGUCUGCUUUCCGGUGCAACACUCAACAGCCUGGUUGUGAGAACGUCUGCUAUGACAAGUCAUUUCCCAUCUCCCACGUACGCUUCUGGGUUCUGCAGAUCAUAUUUGUGUCUGUACCUACCCUUUUAUACCUGGCACAUGUGUUCUAUGUAAUGAGGAAGGAAGAGAAGCUAAACAAAAGAGAAGAAGAGCUUAAGGUGGUCCAAAAUGAUGGUGUGAAUGUGGAUAUGCACCUCAAACAAAUAGAAAUUAAGAAAUUCAAGUAUGGAAUCGAAGAGCAUGGCAAAGUGAAGAUGCGUGGGGGACUGCUCCGUACUUACAUCAUCAGCAUCUUGUUUAAAUCUGUCUUUGAGGUGGCUUUCUUGCUGAUACAGUGGUACAUUUAUGGGUUUAGCCUGAAUGCCAUCUACACCUGCGAGCGAGAUCCAUGCCCGCACAGAGUGGACUGUUUCCUGUCCCGUCCAACUGAAAAAACCAUCUUCAUCCUCUUCAUGCUGGUCGUGUCCUUGGUGUCGCUUGCCUUAAACAUCAUUGAGCUUUUCUACGUGUUCUUCAAGGGUGUCAAGGAUCGUGUGAAAGGGAAAACCGACCCCUACUCCCACAGCGGUGCCAUGAGCCCUUCCAAGGACUGUGGCUCCCCCAAAUAUGCUUAUUACAAUGGCUGCUCCUCACCAACUGCCCCCUUGUCUCCCAUGUCUCCCCCAGGGUACAAGCUCGUUACUGGAGACAGGAACAAUUCCUCCUGUCGUAACUACAAUAAGCAAGCCAGCGAGCAAAACUGGGCCAACUACAGCGCGGAGCAGAACAGAAUGGGGCAGGCUGGCAGCACCAUCUCCAACUCGCACGCCCAGCCCUUUGACUUCUCCGAUGAGCACCAGAACACUAAAAAACUGGCGUCGGGACAUGAGCUGCAACCCCUCACCAUUGUGGACCAGAGGCCUCCCAGCAGGGCCAGCAGCCGAGCCAGCAGCAGGCCUCGACCUGAUGACCUGGAGAUCUAAGCUUCUAGCUGCAGUACUUGCUCAACUAUGAAACGACGUGCAUUGGAAGAUGCAGUCAGUGCUGAUCUUGUUCCAGUGGAGGUGGUACUUAACAAUCUCAAGCAGGAGAUUUUAACAAUCAUAAAAACAAACAAACAAGCAAACAAACUUUUGAAAUACUUGCUGGUUUUGGGGGGGAUGCGGGGUUGGUGUGGGGUGGUACAGUACACAUUGAUAUUUAAUGUAGCUGGUUUAAAGGAUUUAAAUACUAAAAAA